Molecule: messenger RNA, 4586 nt
Organism: Oncorhynchus kisutch (coho salmon)
Lineage: Eukaryota; Metazoa; Chordata; Actinopteri; Salmoniformes; Salmonidae
Product: sodium channel protein type 2 subunit alpha-like
Exons: 15
Coding region: 103-3996 (1297 amino acids)
Biological process (GO): membrane depolarization during action potential; neuronal action potential; sodium ion transmembrane transport
Cellular component (GO): voltage-gated sodium channel complex; plasma membrane
Molecular function (GO): voltage-gated sodium channel activity
Source: RefSeq, a predicted model, not a curated record
GAGUCUCGUCAGAAGUGCCCCCCGUGCUGGUACACUUUUGCCAAGGCAUACCUGAUCUGGGACAGGUGCCCGUGGUGGCUGAAGGUAAAGGAGUAUGUGAAGAUGAUUGUGAUGGAUCCCUUCCUAGACCUGGCAAUAACCAUCUGUAUCGUCCUCAACACCCUCUUCAUGGCCCUGGAACACUACCCCAUGACCGACGAGUUCAACAAUGUGCUCUCUGUUGGCAACCUGGUGUUCACGGUGAUCUUCACAGCAGAGAUGGUGUUCAAGCUGAUUGCCAUGGAUCCAUACUUUUACUUCCAGCAGGGCUGGAACAUGUUUGACGGCAUCAUCGUCUGUCUCAGCCUCAUGGAGCUGGGCCUGUCCAACGUAGAGGGACUGUCCGUCCUGCGCUCCUUCAGACUGUUGCGAGUGUUCAAGCUAGCGAAGUCAUGGCCCACCCUGAACACACUGAUCAAGAUCAUCGGUAACUCCGUGGGCGCUCUGGGAAACCUGACCCUGGUACUGGCCAUUAUCGUCUUCAUCUUCGCCGUGGUGGGCAUGCAGCUGUUCGGCAAGAACUACCAGGACUGCGUUUGUAAGAUCUCUAAGGAUUGUAUGUUACCCCGCUGGCACAUGAAGGACUUCUUCCACUCGUUCCUCAUCGUGUUCCGGGUGCUGUGUGGCGAGUGGAUCGAGACCAUGUGGGAUUGUAUGGAGGUGGCAGGGCAGCCUCUCUGCAUCCUAGUCUUCAUGCUGGUCAUGGUCAUAGGAAACCUGGUGGUGCUGAACCUGUUCUUGGCCCUGCUGCUCAGCUCGUUCAGCUCAGACAACCUGUCAGCUCCCGACGAGGACGGAGAGAUGAACAACAUCCAGAUCGCCGUCGCCCGCAUCCACACGGGGUUCGCCUGGCUGAUGAGGAACGUCACCGAACUAUUCAACGGAAACCUGAAGAAGAGACGUCUCAUGACUAAAGACGUUCAGAUUUCUGUGAAGCUGACACCCGUAGCGAAUCACGUGGAGAGUAACGGUGGGGUGGGGGUCGGGGUGGUGGGGGUGAUCGGACGCUACGGAGAGAAGGUCCCGGACGACGACAGUUACAUGACCAACCCCAACCUGACCAUCAGUGUGCCCAUCGCUCCAGGGGAGUCGGACGUGGAGUUCCCUGAGGAAGGAGAGGUGGAGGAGGAGACGGAGUCGUCAGAGGACGAGGACAACAAAGCGGAAAAAGUGAGCCUAUCAGAAGGCAGCACGGUGGACUUGCGGAAGCCAGGGGAGGAAGAGGAUGACUUCUCUGAGACGGCUGACGAUGUUAUGGAGCCAGAUGAAUGUUUCCCUGAAUUCUGUGUUCGCCACUGUAAGUGCUGUGAGAUCAACACGACACGGGGCCUGGGUCAGGCCUGGUGGAGACUGAGGAAGACCUGUUACCAGAUUGUUGAACACAGCUGGUUCGAGACUUUUAUUAUCUUCAUGAUCCUGCUGAGCAGUGGUGCUCUGGCAUUUGAGGACAUCUACAUUGAGAAAAGGAAAGUGGUGAAGGUAAUCCUGGAGUACGCUGAUAAGGUCUUCUCCUACAUCUUCGUCCUAGAGAUGUUCCUCAAAUGGAUUGCCUACGGCUUCAAGAAGUACUUCACCAACGCUUGGUGUUGGCUGGACUUCCUCAUUGUCGAUGUGUCGUUGGUGAGCCUGGUAGCUAACUCUCUGGGCUACUCUGACUUUGCUGCCAUCAAAUCACUGAGGACUCUCCGAGCGCUGAGGCCCCUAAGGGCCCUGUCCAGAUUCGAGGGAAUGCGGGUGGUGGUGAACGCACUGAUUGGAGCCAUCCCAUCCAUCAUGAACGUCCUGCUGGUCUGCCUCAUCUUCUGGCUCAUCUUCAGCAUCAUGGGAGUCAACCUGUUCGCAGGGAAGUUUGGUAAAUGUGUGAACCGGACAGGGUUCAUCCACAAUGCUUCCAUCGUCAACAACAAGUCAGAGUGCCUGGCCAUGAACGACACUCAGUUUUAUUGGACUAAAGUCAAGGUCAACUUCGACAACGUGGGACUAGGAUACCUCUCACUGCUGCAAGUGGCCACGUUUAAAGGAUGGAUGGAAGUUAUGCACGCAGCUGUUGAUUCACGUGGCGUAGAGGAGCAGCCAAUCAGGGAGAUCAACCUCUACAUGUACCUCUACUUUGUCAUCUUCAUCAUCUUCGGAUCCUUCUUCACUCUCAACCUCUUCAUCGGUGUCAUCAUUGAUAAUUUCAACCAGCAAAAAAGAAAGAUAAGUGGACAAGACAUUUUCAUGACUGACGAGCAGCGGAAGUACUACAACGCUAUGAAGAAAAUAGGGUCUAAAAAGCCCGAAAAGCCAAUACCAAGACCUACGAAUAUCCUCCAAGGCUUCUUAUUUGACCUGGUAUCCAAGCAAGCCUUUGACAUCAUCAUUAUGAUGCUGAUCAUCGUCAACAUGGUGACCAUGAUGGUGGAGACAGACGAUCAGUCCGCACGCAUGGAGUCCAUUCUCAACAAGAUCAACCUGAUUUUCAUCGUCAUCUUCACCACCGAAUGCUUCAUGAAGAUCGUGGCACUUCGUUGCUAUUUCUUCACCGUGGGAUGGAACAUCUUUGACUUUGUGGUUAUCAUCCUCUCCAUCGUUGGUAUCGUUCUGGCUGACAUCAUUGAGAAGUACUUUGUAUCUCCGACUCUGUUCCGUGUCAUCAGACUGGCAAGGAUAGGACGCGUACUUCGACUAAUACGUGGAGCCAAAGGAAUAAGGACUUUACUGUUUGCCUUAAUGAUGUCCAUGCCAGCGUUGUUCAACAUCGGCCUCCUGCUCUUCCUCGUAAUGUUCAUAUACGCUAUCUUCGGAAUGGCCAACUUCGCUUACGUGAAAAAAAAGGAAGGGAUAGAUGACAUGUUCAACUUUGAGACCUUUGGGAAUAGUAUGAUCUGCUUGUUCCAGAUCAGCACUUCCGCCGGGUGGGACAACGUCCUGGAGCCAAUCAUGUCUAACUCCCCAGAGGAGUGUGAAGCCUACGUCGUCAACACCGGCACCAACGUCCGAGGAAACUGCGGCAACCCGUCUGUGGCAAUCGCCUUCUGUGUCAGCUACAUCAUCAUAUCGUUCCUCAUCGUGGUCAACAUGUACAUCGCCAUCAUCCUGGAGAACUUCAGCGUGGCCACCGAGGAGAGCACCGAGCCGCUGAGUGAGGACGACUUCGAGAUGUUCUACGAGGUUUGGGAGAAGUUUGACGCAGAGGCCACCCAGUUCAUAGAGUUCUCCAAGCUGUCGAAUUUCGCAGACAACCUGUCGGAGCCGCUGCGCAUCGCCAAGCCUAACAAAAUCAAGCUGAUCUCUAUGGACCUGCCGAUGGUGAGCGGGGACAAGAUCCACUGCCUGGACAUCCUGUUCGCCUUCACCAAACGCGUGCUGGGCGAGUCGGGCGAGAUGGAUGCCCUCAAGCAGCAGAUGGAGGAGAAGUUCAUGAUGGCCAACCCGUCCAAGAUCUCCCACGAACCAAUCACUACGACCCUACGCCGCAAGCAGGAAGACGUGUCUGCCAUCAUCAUCCAGCGCUGUUACAGACGCCACCUGUUGAAACGGCAGAUGAAACAGGCCUCAUUCCUUUACAGACAGAGGAACCUUCAGACCAACCUGAACUUGCAGGAGCACAUAGUGGUGAACAUAGAGAGGGCCCCGGAGACGGAGGGCCUCAUCGCUGCCAUGAUAAAGGAACACUACGGCCCCGAGGGGCCCGACGAGGAGGAGGAGCUGGUAGAGGUCAUGGGGGUCAUGGAAGGGACUCUGUCCUCCUCACCGCCAUCUUACGACAGUGUGACCCGGCCGGGGGCGGCUAGUGACGUUGGUCAGAUAGAACGGCUAGAAAGGCCGGGAGACUUAGUGUUAGAACUCAGGGAACCUAGCCCCUCACAAACAUAUAGGGAACCUAGCACCUCACAAACAAAUAGGGAACCUAGCACCUCACAAACAAAUAGGGAACCUAGCACCUCACAAACAUUUGAAGAGACAUUUCUUUGAGAAACAUUUGUUUUGUUUUCAGGAAACAUGUUUUUUGUUGUUGUUGUUUUGUUUACAACAUGUACAGUAUCAUAACUCGGAACAACUCUCUCGGUACAAGAUGAACAUUUUUAUAUCAGAAAAUACCCAGGAAUUUCAUUGGUAAAAAUGCAAAUAUUACUUUUCUAUUAUUUAUAUAAGACCCUUUGUCAAUCAAACAAUCAUAUGAUAUGUGUAUUAAUAAUGUUUAGAAACCCAGGCACCAUUGUGAAGAUGGCGAUUCCACUAUUAAAAAAAAUGUAUAAUAAGCUGUACCCAAAGUAAAAGAAAGGUGAGUUUAAAAAAAAAAGAAACUUAUAAACAAAUGUGUGAUUUCAUAUAUUCUGUCAUAACGGUUAAUUAACCAGUAAGUGUAAAUGACAAUCAAUCAGCUCUGAAUAACAUUUUAGAAGUUGUAUUGUUUUGUUUUACAAAAUUAAUAGAGAUAAAUAUGGAGUGUUUAGAUCUUGGUUCUCGUUUUGAUUACAGAUGAUGAACUCUUCUCUUUAUUAUCAAAAAAGAAAAUGGCAGCUAGAUUUGCUAAAAAAAUAUAUAUUUAUGAAAAAAAGUAU